GCACAAGUUUGUAGCCAGCGACUCCCGAGCGCGUCGGGCCUUGAGUUGCUUGGACGGCUUGUUGGUGCGAUUCCUUUAGAAGGGGCGACUGCGACGCCUCACGCUCGACCCUCCACCCCCCCCCCCCCGCGCCCAUGGGCCUCUCAGCCCCCUAGAGAGUUGCCUCACCCCUUUCGUCCCCUGCCUCUCUCCUCUCCUCUCAGGAAAAGGGGUCGCCGUCGGCCCGGAUGGACUACCUCACCACCUUCACGGGCAAGAGUGGCCGCCUCCUGAGGGGGACCGCCAGCCGCCUGUGGGGAAUCGUGCCCGGCACGGGGAGCCCUCGCCAGGUCCACUUCCAGGACUCGCUCCAUGAGGGGGAGCCCAAGGCGACGCCCCCAUUAGAUACUGGCCUGAAGAAGACCCUAGACAAGAAAGAUGGGAGGCGAAUGUCUUUUCAAAAGCCUAAAGGGACUAUUGAAUACACAGUUGAAUCGAGAGAUUCUCUGAACAGUAUUGCUCUGAAAUUCGAUACAACGCCUAAUGAAUUAGUCCAGUUAAACAAGCUAUUCUCCAGAGCAGUUGUUCCAGGACAGAUCUUAUAUGUUCCUGAUCCAGAUUAUGUUUCCAGUGUGGAGAGUUCUCCUUCUCUUAGUCCUAUAAGUCCUUUAUCACCUACAUCUUCAGAAGCAGAAGUUGAGAAAACAGCUGUAAGUGAUCAAGAUGGGUCACAUGGGAAGGAAGCAACAGUCACGCCAAGUUACACAUGUGUUCGGCCCGCAAGAGUGGUGUCAUCCACAUCAGAAGAAGAGGAAGCCUUCACAGAAAAAUUUCUCAAAAUUAACAGCAAAUACAUAACCAAUGGCAAGGGAACAGUCAGUGGAGUCUUGCUAGUGACACCAAGUAAUAUAAUGUUUGAUCCACAUAAAGCGGAUCCAUUGGUUCAAGAAAAUGGCUGUGAAGACUAUGGAAUCAUGUGUCCAACAGAGGAAGUGAUGUCUGCUGCUAUGUAUAAAGAAAUCAUAGAUGGAAAAAUAAAGGAUUCCUUACCCAUUGACACAGAUCAGUUACCUGUAAAAGAUUCCUGUCAUUUCAAAAAGAUUACAAGAAGCAAUACUGAUGAAAUGGACUCCAGGAUGCGAGAUACAGGGAACGAUAGUGCCAGCACAGCUCCAAGGAGCACAGAGGAGUCUCUUUCGGAGGAUGUGUUCACCGAAUCAGAACUCUCUCCAAUAAGGGAAGAACUUGUUUCUUCUGAUGAGCUUCGACAAGACAAAUCUUCUGGAGCCUCAUCAGAAUCUGUCCAGACAGUAAACCAGUCUGGUGCUGAACAUGUAGCAGUAAUAUCAUACACAGCUAGCAUUCUUGGAGAUACAAACUGCAGUGCAGAACUGUCUGUGAACGUUGACAACAAGUCUGUUAGUGAUACUGUGGGUUCAGAAGCAGCCAGAAGAGCACUAGAAGAGCUUCCAGGUUCUGUAAGGGGGGAGGCUGCUGAUUCUCAAGAACCACAACACUGCACAGAUCAGGAAUCUGUAAUAGAAAAUGUGCCAGAAGGUGAGGAAUGUUUGAAUUCUGAAAAGAAAGACUCUAAAAUAGAGGUUAUAAAUAAAGGGAAACUUGUGAAAGAGUCCACUCAAGAUUCUGAGACGGAUAUUGAGGAGCUACGGAAACUUUGGAAGAGCCAUACUAUGCAACAAACCAAACAACAAAGGGAUAACAUGCACCAAGAUGCACACAAAGAAAUGAAACACAAAGUAGCAACAGCAGAUGGAACAAUAGAAGGUUCUGUUAUGAAAGAGAAAAGAAGACAUCGAUUACAUAAGUUCCUGUGUCUCAGAGUUGGCAAGCCAAUGCGAAAAACAUUUGUGUCACAGGCCAGUGCAUCAAUGCAGCAGUAUGCACAAAGAGAUAAGAAACAUGAGUACUGGUUUGCUGUGCCCCAGGAGAGGACUGAGCAUCUGUAUGCCUUUUUUGUUCAGUGGAGCCCAGAAAUAUAUGCAGAAGAUACUGGAGAGACCACUAAAGAGCCUGGGUUUGUAGUGAUAAAAAAAUUUGAGGAGGCUGAAGCUGGUGAAGAUUCAGUUAAUGAAGCAGCUGCUAAGGAGUGGGAGGUAGUGUCAGUGGCUGAGUAUCACCGCAGGAUCGAUGCUCUAAAUAGUGAAGAACUACGCACACUCUGCAGACGUCUCAAGAUAACAACAAGGGAAGACAUAAAUUCAAAGCAGGGAACAACCGUCAAGACCGAACUGGAGCCAGAGGUGUUUCGGCCAAAUCUUAGUGACCCCAGUGAAUUGCUACAAGUGGAACAAAUUGAAAAGCUUUCAAAGUGUCUUCCACCUCGAACUAUUGGGUAUCCAUGGACCCUUGUCUACAGUACUGCAAAGCAUGGCAUGAGCUUGAAAACACUCUACAGAACGAUGAUAGGAUUGGACACCCCAGUACUUAUGGUUAUCAAAGACAGUGAUGGACAGAUUUUUGGUGCCCUGGCUUCUGAACCCUUUAAAGUCAGUGAUGGUUUUUAUGGCACUGGAGAAACCUUCCUUUUUACUUUUGCUCCAGAUUUUGAGAAAUUCAGCUGGACUGGAGACAAUAUGUUCUUCAUUAAAGGAGACAUGGAUGCCCUAGCUUUUGGUGGUGGAGGGGGUGAAUUUGCACUGUGGCUUGAUGGAGAUCUCUACCAUGGAAGAAGUCAUUCUUGUAAAACAUUUGGAAAUCGCACUCUUUCUAAGAAAGAAGACUUCAUUAUACAAGACAUUGAAAUAUGGGGCUUUGAAUAAAUAUAAACUGCUUCUACAAAAGGUUGUCCCAAACCUGUCACGAAUCAGUGCAGCUCCAAAAGCCCUUAAAGCAAUAUAAUGCAGCAUUUUUUGUUUGCGAUGCCUUUCAAAAUUCUCUGCAUGGCCAUCCAGAUACCUUUUUAGAUAAGCAGUGUGUGUUGAGGUGGGGAUGUCUACUGUGGUCUGGAUCCUUUUUCAUCAGCCUGUCAUAUUUUGGAAGUCCAUAAGCCAUCUUUAUACUUCAUUUGAGAAUGCAGCUUGCAAUUUUCAUGUGAGUUCUUAUCCCUCUUUUCCCUCCACUCAUCUAAAAAUCUCUUUUUCCGGUAGGGUGGGUUCACUGAAGGUGCUUUUAAACCUAAUGGAGUAUGUCUCUGUGGGCCUAAGAGAAUGAAGAGUUUGAAUUCAUCAGCAGUAAUUAGUCCAGGCCAAUAGUAGAAAUAAUUAAAUUGAUGCCACUCAUUAGAAUGAAAGGGUACAUCCAUGCUCAGCGGUGCCACUUCUUCUGUUCAUGCCUACAGAGUUCCUGUCAGUUUUUAUACUAAAAACAUAGCUGCCCCAAUGAUUGUAUUGAAAUAUUUUGCACAUAUGCUGUUAAUGAUCUGCAGGCUUGGGACAAAUAGUGGGCAAAGCUUGAGCUACGUGGUCAAAAUGAAUACAAUAGCAAAGGAAUGUGAGGGCUCCACUGCAUUAAUCAGAUAAAGGAAGCAAAACUCAGUGGAUGAACUGGAGCUAUAGCAGGGCAUUACAUGUACUAAGACUAUGAAACAUGCAUUUUUUCCAAUCAGCGUAAAGUGUCAGAUAUAUCUAUAUAUAUCUCUAUAUAAGCUGUUUUAUAGUUCUGUUGUAGCCUCGUACAUCAUCUCUGAAAAUUACUCCUGUCCAAAAAUGAAAAAAAAUAGGUGUGGUGUUCUUUUUAAUCUCUUUUUUUCCCCUCAUUUUGAGUGGAUCUAUGUUGUAAGCUGCAGUUAGCACCAGCUCUAAUACAAUGGGGUAAUGUUCUCUAGGUAGACAUCGUAAUUUAGUAGACUUGUAAUAUGCAAACUUACUGUUCUGUGACCUCAAGAAAAAAAAGACAGGCUAUAAUACAGUAAAUCAGUAGCUCUUGUCCACUUUUGUAGGAAAAUGGAGAAGCCAUUGUGGCAAUAAUCACUCAGCAACCAUUUGUUUCAAAGCUUAAUUCUAUGUUUAUGCAAAAACAAACAAAAAAAUUAAAAUGCUGUUAAGUGUGACAGUGAAUGACUUUGUGCUGAAAUCUCAGCUGUUCCAGAUGAACGUUGUAUAUAUUCUCUUGUAAAUUAAUGUUUAAAAAGUAGUUUUCUUAUUUUAGAAAGGAACAAAGUGUUGAUUGACGGGUUGCUUCUAGCACUUUAAAUUAUUCUAGAAAUGGAAUAAAAAGCCAAACAGUUUGGCUUAAAUAAAUAGCUAUAGUUGUACAGUACGUUGCUUUAUCCAGUUCUUUCAAAAGUUUGACCACUUAUUGGAAGGAUGCUUACUGCUAUGGGAAAGGGGCAGAUAUCUAUAAUAUGCUAAUGCUCAAUAUGGCUAAAGAUACAGGACAUCAUUUUCAGUCUUUCAGUGUAUAGCUCUUUACUCCUGUUAGAACUUAGUAUAGUAUAUGUAGAUUCAAUGUUUACAAACAAAAGGAGCUGUAAAUAAAUUAAAAUGGCUUUUUCUCCCCUUUGGUCUUCCACAGCAGUAUUAUUGUCUUUGUGGGUUUAAGACUAAUUAAAAACAAUCCUGUAAUGGAUUUUAAGUACUAUAAGGUCAUAGUGAUAUAUAGCAAAUAAAUCUAAAUAAGUGUAACAUGAAA
Messenger RNA from Heteronotia binoei (common prickly gecko), 4569 nucleotides. It is a transcript of the gene OXR1, whose product is annotated as oxidation resistance 1. Gene Ontology annotation, biological process: response to oxidative stress. The transcript is spliced from 15 exons. The coding region runs from base 228 to 2759 and encodes 843 amino acids. Gene Ontology annotation, cellular component: nucleus. NCBI's taxonomy places the organism in Eukaryota, Metazoa, Chordata, Lepidosauria, Squamata, Gekkonidae. The record is from RefSeq and is a predicted model, not a curated record.